This is a messenger RNA of Lodderomyces theae, 1995 nucleotides long. It is a transcript of the gene GYP7, whose product is annotated as Gyp7p. Gene Ontology annotation, molecular function: GTPase activator activity. NCBI's taxonomy places the organism in Eukaryota, Fungi, Ascomycota, Pichiomycetes, Serinales, Debaryomycetaceae. Gene Ontology annotation, biological process: activation of GTPase activity. The record is from RefSeq and is a predicted model, not a curated record. The coding region runs from base 1 to 1995 and encodes 664 amino acids. The transcript has a single exon.
AUGACCAAGAGAAUAUUGCACCAAGGGGAAGUUGAACUUCUCUUUGUUAAAUCAAAGACUUAUCUUCACCCUACCCCAUCGAAAAAAGACAAUGUUGUCGGAUUUUUAUCCCUCUCCCGACCACCUAGCUCAACCAACUUAGACGUUAUUUUGACAUUUACCCCUGAAUCACAAUUGAGUAAAGAGGAGAUCAAGAUAUACAAUGAAGUCGAUGUAGAAGAAGUUGAUCUCAAUUUGAGCGCAUUUAAAAAACACGGCAAGGCAAAGAGCGACAGGAUCGUAUCAAAACCAAGUGCCAGCGUACUCAGUUCGUAUGCAUUUACAACCACCCUUUCUUAUAUCUACAGCAUACAAUUUAGAAAUCCCAGUCAUGGGUACUACUAUGGGAGUAUCGUUAUCAACACGCAAGAUGGAGACAAAUUGCCCAUAGUGUUUUUCCAUGACGACGAAUCACCAUCGACGAUCAAGAAUCAAAAGCUUCAAAGCAAACAAUUUGACCCUUUUGCAGAUGGAGAGUUGUACUGGGGUGCCAUUGACUUUUUAAAAGUGUUGAAAAGUUUGGUGAAUAUUGAAAAAUCGACAAUUGAACCGACGGUGUACCUCAUUAAUCCACAAUCUGAAGACUUACGAAAUUUUGCACCUUUCAAAAAGAAGCAAGUGAAGGAGGAGCCACCAAGCGCGUUUCAACUUCCAGAUAUGAACAAAAUGUUCAACACGGCCAAGUGGAAGGUGUUGGAAACUGUGGCUACAUUCACAGCCAGGACCAAGAACCAAGUGAUUGACUUGAUUGAAGAGAAUGCACCACCGCAGGUAAAGCAGUUGAUGGUACAGCCUCAAGUGGCCAGACUUGGUGAUGAAUUUGACUCAGCUAGAAUGUAUCUUGCGAAGUGGGCUCAGCAGGUCAAAGAGGAUGCGGAGUCAUCAAAGUAUGUCACUGAUGACGAGAUCUAUGAGAGAAUAAGCCGUGAGUUAAACUCAAACAAAUUGUUGACACAAGAGGAAAUUAGUCGUACUUCAAGGAUGAAGCCUGUUGGUGUUCAAGAAUGGGAGGGAUUUUUUGACCAUACUGGACGGUUGAGCAUUACUGUAAAGGAGGUCAAGGAUAGAAUAUUUCACGGUGGACUAGAGGAUGAAGUUAGGAAAGAAGCGUGGUUGUUUUUGUUGAAGGUAUAUCCGUGGGACUCUUCUAGUGAGGAGAGAGAGGUGUUGCAAGAGUCCUUUACAUCGAGAUAUGACGAAUUGAAGCUCAAGUGGGUUGCCGAUGCCGAGAGACGAAACACCGAGUAUUUCAAGGAACAAAAGUUUAAGAUUGAAAAAGACGUGAACCGCACCGAUCGUGAUUUAGCCAUUUUCAAGAAUGUUGAUGGUGAAGAAGAAGAGCCAGAUGAUGAGUAUGAUGUGGCAAAUAUAACCAAUCCGAAUUUGUGCAAGUUGCGUGAAAUUUUGUUGACAUACAAUGAGUACAACACAGAGCUUGGAUAUGUUCAGGGGAUGAAUGAUGUGCUUUCCCCUUUGUAUGUUGUCUUGCAAGAUGAGGCAUUGUCAUUUUGGGCGUUUGUUCACUUGAUGGAUAGGUUAAAUGGCAAUUUCGAUUCUGAAUUGAGUGGAAUCAAGCUGCAGCUCACCAAGCUCAUGACAAUGACUCAGCUUGUUUUGCCCAACUUGUACAAACAUCUCAUAAAAUGUCAAAGUGAGGGACUAUACUUUUUCUUUAGGCAUAUAUUACUACAAUUUAAAAGGGAACUACGUUGGGAACAGGUGCUACAGUUGUGGGAAGUUAUCUGGACAGACUACUACACAGACGAUUUCCAAUUAUUUUUUGCUUUGGCGGUGAUGUCUGAUAACGAGAGGAUCAUCAUUGAGAAUAUCCUGCAACCGGAAGAAGUAUUAAAGUACUUUAAUGAUUUGCUGGGUCAUUUGGAUGUGAAUCGAUUGUUAGUCAGAGCGGAAAUCUUGUACAAGCUUUAUGACCGUAUGAAGUAUAUAGUUGAAUAG